CAGUAUAUAUACAUGGAAGCACCACUCUGACAUACAAACACGGCAAGCCCUGAAAGAUACACAAGCCAAAAGCAGCAAAUUACAGUCAUGAAGGUGUUUGUGGUACUAGCCAUUGCAGUGCUGUCUGGCUGUCACGCCAAUCUCUUCUAUGCUGAUCCACCCAAGCCACAACUGGAAGUGCUGACUGAUGCUUUCUGGGACUACAUUGCCAAGGCCACCCAGACAGCUGAUGACACCCUCCAGAUGAUCAGGAAGUCCCAGUUUGGACAGGAAGUCAAUGCCCGUCUGGCAGACAGUGCUGACAUUGCUGGGAAAUACGCAGUCACCCUCCAGGAGCAACUUCCCCCUGCAGCCCAGGACCUGAUGACCAAGAUCACCGCAGAGGCUGAUGUGCUAAGAAAUGUGCUGACCCAGGAGCUUACUUCUGUCAGAGACAAGCUGGAGCCUUACACCGAGGAUAUGAAGGCCCAGAUCCAGCAGAGAGUGGAGCAGCUCAAACAGGAGUUGGCCCCCUACGCAGACUCCCUGGACUCUGAGGCCUUGAGGACGACCCUGAUGCAGAAGAGCGAGGAGCUGAAGACUAGCUUGGAACAGAGUGUGAAGGAUCUGCAGGCUCAGCUGGGGCCCUACACUGAUGACCUGAAGCAGAAGGUGGACCAGCACCUGCGGGACUUUCAAAAUAGUGUGACCCCCAUGACAGAGAAGGUCCAGGUCGAGCUAAGUCAGAGGGCCAACCUCGUGAAACAAGUGGUGGCCCCUUACGCUGAGGACUUGAGAGAAAAGUUGGACCCCUAUGCACAGGACCUCCAAGCUCAGCUCAUGUCGCUCUACCAGUCCUUUGUCCAAGCCAAUUAAGCCAACAUCCUCCACAGUCAACCUGCUCCAUCACUGACCAAAAUGCCAGCUUUGUUUGGUCUACCGCUGUAUGAAGCAUAUUAUAAUUUAAAUAGCUGAAUUGUACUGUAAACCAAAUUAAGCUGGAUGUAUAGCCAUGAAAUAAUAUUUAUUGCUAAGUGCAACAUUUGUAAAGCAAACCUCUGCACUUGUCAGGCAUGUACAUACUUCGUUUUUAUUGUGUGUGGAAGCUGUAUGUUUUUCUAAUUCCUGUAAGUUAUGAAAAAAUAAAUAGAUGAAUGUAGAAAA
Molecule: messenger RNA, 1143 nt
Organism: Toxotes jaculatrix (banded archerfish)
Lineage: Eukaryota; Metazoa; Chordata; Actinopteri; Toxotidae
Product: apolipoprotein A-I-like
Exons: 4
Coding region: 88-855 (255 amino acids)
Biological process (GO): positive regulation of lipid biosynthetic process; very-low-density lipoprotein particle remodeling; cholesterol efflux
Cellular component (GO): blood microparticle; chylomicron; extracellular region
Molecular function (GO): cholesterol binding; phosphatidylcholine-sterol O-acyltransferase activator activity; phospholipid binding
Source: RefSeq, a predicted model, not a curated record